Chlamydomonas reinhardtii is the source of this 6029-nucleotide messenger RNA. RefSeq lists its product as uncharacterized. The record is from RefSeq and is a predicted model, not a curated record. NCBI's taxonomy places the organism in Eukaryota, Viridiplantae, Chlorophyta, Chlorophyceae, Chlamydomonadales, Chlamydomonadaceae. The coding region runs from base 100 to 5649 and encodes 1849 amino acids. The transcript is spliced from 32 exons.
UGACUCUGUGUACUUGUGCGACCGCGCGGCGCGGCACACACUAUAAUUUCCGAGGUUGUCGGGCGCCUCAAGCCUAAGCUCGUUCCCGUGUUCGAAAGAAUGCAACCAAACUGCUCAAUACCACUAUUCAUUCUAGCUGUAUGCGCCUUUUUGACUCCAUACGUUGGGGCCGCUGUGAAUGCGGUCACUCUGCUGACGGGGAAGGUGCUGCCUGGCGACUUCGAGCCCUAUAACGGAACUGUAGAGACCGGCAUCUCCACCCAGUACGCCGCCCCAUACAACAACUUCCAGGGCGUGACCCGCUGGUGGGCGGCACCCAACGGCGACGGCGAGACGGGCGAGCUGCUGCCGCUGCAGGAGGCGCGGGCCGGGCCCGACAGCGGCAGCGACGACAAGUUCCGUCUGCUGCUCAAGUUCCGGGACGUGCACCGCUACGUGCCGGCGGGCGCCUACGUCACCUCAGCCAACCUUACGCUUACGUUUGAGAGCUGGCAGGAUGAGGUGACCGUGCACAUCUGUUUCCUGGGCAAGCGCUGGGACUACGAACUGGGAGGCGCGGAGGAGUACACCUCCACCGGCUGGAUAAACGCCUACUGGGACGGCGCCCGCUCCCUGCCUUGGUCGCAGCCCGGCGCCGCCGCCGACUGCGCCGCCGCCUACUCCGCCUACACGCUGUUCAACGUGACGCCCAACGGCGUGUACGGCACCGUGAGCCGCACCGUGGCGCUGCCGCCGCUGCUGGUGCAGGGCUGGCUAGCCAAUGGCGGCGCCGCCAACUACGGCCUGCUCCUACGGCCCACCACGCCCGGGUACAUCAAGUACUACACAAGUCAGAGCAGCGCCGGCAUGCUGCGUCGCCCCGCGCUGUCGCUGGCCUGGAGCUCCAGCUCGGCCGACGUGCCGCCGCCGGGGCCGCAGCCCUGGCGGCUGGGGCUGGUGCCGCGGGAGUGGUGGGUGGCGCCGGCGCCCGAGGGCAAUGACGACACGGGCACGGGCUUCCCGGACAGCCCCUUCGCCACGCUGUCCAAGGCCAUCUUCGAGGCCUUCCCACUGGACAUCAUCAACCUGAAGUCAGGAGUAUAUGCAGGCGCCGUGCAGCUCACGCGGCCCAACAUCACCCUCCGCUCCGCGCCCGGCGGCCACUGGGCGGUGCUGGCGGCGCCGCGGAACGACCCGGUCAACGCCGGGGUGGUGGUGGACAUCCGGCCCACCGCACACGGCGGCGUGCUGAGGGACCUGGAGAUCACCGGUGGCUUCUACUAUGGCAUCAUGUUCUUCACCAGCUGGGAGAACUACGGCACAAUGGAGGAGCGGGUGGCGCAGGGGGCGGGCGCUCGCGACUGGCUGAUCACCAACGUGCGCAUCCACGACACCGGCAGCAAUGCCGUGAAGCUGGUCAUGAAGGCCGGCAACGUGACCUUCUCGAACUGCGAGAUGUACAACACCGGCGCCCGCCUGCGUACGGCAGGCAACGGCAUUGAUGCAGUGCAGGUGUACGACAUCACCGUACAGGACUGCUACUUCCACGACAUCCCCGGCGCCGCGGUGCACCUGGCGGGCGGCACCACGGGCGCCCGCCUGCUUCGCAACUACGUGGCCCGGACCACCUUCGGUUUCAACCUGGGCUUCGACACCGACCCCGAAUACAUGGACACCAUCAACAACCCGCGACUGUACGAAUGCAUCGACUGUACGGCGGCCAACAACAUCAUCACCGCAGUGCGCAUGGCGGGCGUGAACCUGUGGGCGUGCAAGGGCGGCGUCGUGGCUCACAACACCAUCUGGCAGGCCCAGGAGGAGGCUCAGGCCAGCAUCUUGGUGGCGGCGCUGGUUCGUGCCGACACACCCGACCCAGCCGACCCCUCCGGAGCCACCCCUCUGACCUCCACCUGCGCCAACGCCACGGUGUGGGGCAACGUGCUGGUGCGCAGCCCCUCCGCCCGCCCCGGCCCGCUGUUCCAGAUCCAUACGGCCGGGCUGGAUCCGAGUUCCAAACUCGUGAUGGGCCACAACGUGUACUACGACCAGGCCGCGCUGGGCCCCGCCGACGGCAGCUUCGUGUGGGGCCUGGGGGCCAUGCUGGAGGAUGAACGGCCGCUGGGGCCCUCGGGGGGCGGCUUCAUCGGCACCGCCAGGGGCUGGGCCGACUACUGCGCCGGGCAGCUGGGGCAGGGCUACUGCGACGUCGGCAGUGUCGAGGCGGAUCCGAAGCUGGACUCAUCCUUCAGCCCUCUGGACUGCAGCCGUGUCCGCCGCCGCGCGCCCGCCGCGCCGCCGCCCGCCGCCACUGGGCUGUUCGGAUCCCCAUUCGUAACCGACGACUUCCACGGCCGGCCGCGACCCACAUCCGGAUCCGCCACGCCGUACGACGCCGGCGCCGUUCAGUUCGGCGCGUCUGGUCCGGUUAAAACCCUGUCACCGGCGCCCCUGCCGGCUGGUCUGGUGGGCAAGCCGGCGCCGUACAUGGGCCCAGGGCUGCCGCCAGUGUACGACAGGACGUGGCCUUUCGACUACUGGCGGAACCGCACGUGUACCGACAUCUACGUGGACGCAGCCAGCGGCAGUGACAAGCAGGACCACAGCUACGAGAGCUCCUACAAGAAGCCCUUCAAGACGGUGGCGGCGGCGGUGGCGGCGUCCAACCAGUGCGACCGCAUCCUGCUGCGGGGCGGCCAGGUCCACGCCGGCCCGGUGGGCAUCUUCACGCCCAACCUGACCCUUAUGACCGACCCCCGGGACGCCCCCAAGCGCGCCAUGCUGCUGUGCACGGGCACCGGCACCACCCCCUGCCUGCGCACCGGGGAGGGGCUGUACGGCGGCGCGGCGUCACUCACCUUUUCCAACUUUGACGUAGCCAUGGCCAGCAGGCCCGGCGCCCAGGGUGGCGGCGGCACCUUCGCGGCUUGUGUGUUCCUGAACGAGGGUGCGGGCGGCGGCAGCAGUGCCUACUGGGAUUACUACGUCACGCAGAGCGGCAGGUCGGCGCGGCCCCACACGCUGCUGCAGAAUCUGGGUCUCUUCAACUGCUCCUCCCAUGGCAUCAAGUUUUCCACCUUCAUCCGCGGAGUGGUCAUGGAGGGGUUGUACAUCAACAACACAGGCGGCGCCGGCCUGGAGGUCCGCGGUGGCGGUGAUUUGGUUCUGCGCCGGAGCAUCAUCGCCAACACCGGCGGCCCUGGCGUGCGCCUGGGCGGCGGCGCACGCAAUGUGCUCGUGGAGCGAAACACAAUGUGGUCGGUGGCCGAGCGCUGCAUCCUGUUGGGCAGUGACGUCACGGAGGCGGAGUACAUGGACGUGGACUGGGCGGCGUACGGCGGCAGCAGGGGGGCUGGCGGGGGGCAGCAGCAGCAGCAGCAGGACGACUGGCACGACUGCAUCAACGCCACGGUCCGCAACAAUCUGGUGUUUGACUGCCAAGGCGCGGGAGUGGCCUUCUACAGCGCACGUGACGCCGUCGUGGUGCAGAACACCUUUGUGGGCGUGGCCACGCGCAUGCAGGCGGGCGUGCUGCUGAACGUGUCGCCAAAGGACAUCGGCCCCGGGCUGGAGGUGGGGCCGCCCAACAUCAACAUCACCUUCAAGAACAACAUCGUGUCACUGCGCAUGCCGAUCGCCCCGCGCGAGGACCCGCCGCGCACGCUGCUGGUGGAGGCCCGCGUGCUGCCCGGCACCCAGCCCGCUGGUGGCAGCCCCCUGCCCGACAACCUGCCCGCCGGCGCCACCUGCGCCGCACGUCGCCACCGCAAUCGCCACCGCCGGCGGUUGUCCGUUAGCGCUGUUGCUGCUGGUGCUGAUGCGGACACUGUCGCUGGCGGCGGCCGCGCAGCGGAGCAGCAGUUGCGGCGGGCGCUGCUGCAGGCGCCGCACAGCUCGGGCACCUCCUUCGCGGCGGCGGCGCUGAACGCCCCCGGCGAGCAGGGCCGCAACGCCGACGGCUCCUGCCCGCUGUUCCCACGCGACAACGCCUGGCGCCUGGACGUGAGCUCGCUGCCGGUGCACCCGCUCAGCGAGCAGAUCAAGCGCCGCGUGGGCAUCGCCUCGGUGCACACGGACUUUGGCGGUCACGACCGCAUCAAUGGCCGCAAUGUGCCGUACGGCAUCCCCAUCACCUACGUCGACUCCCGCAAGACACCACUGGUGCAGGUCGACAUCGGGCCGGACGGGUACGGCGAUGAGUCCGACAUGAAUCCCAACGCCUUCCCCUUCCCGCCCGACACCCCCGUGGAGGGCACCUACCCCGGCUGCAGCGACGACGACUGCGGCGGAGACAGGCACAUCCUGGUGGUUGACAACGCCACGUGUCUGCUGUACGAGGCGUGGAGGGCCAUGCCGCCGGCCAUCACCCCCAGCCGCAGGUGGCAGGUGGACUCCUUGGCCCGUUUCAACCUGUCGCGCAAUGCGCAGCCCAACCGCCGCCUGGGCUGGACCUCCGCGGACGCAGCUGGUCUGGCCAUUCUGCCGGGUCUGGUGCGGUUUGACGAGCUAGUAAACAAGGGCGUGAUCGACCACGCCAUCCGGUUCACAGGCCCCAACAGCCGCCCCGCCUUCUCGCCGCCCGCCUCCCACUUCGCGGCGGCUGGCGACCAGUCAGAUCCGCAGACACUGCCAUGGAUGGGCAUGCGGGUGCGCCUGGCGGCUGACUUCAACUGCGGCGGGCUGGGCAGCGGGCUGGCGCGUGUGUUUUGCGUGGCGCUGCAGCGUUACGGUGGCAUUUUCGCCGACAACGGCAGUCCCUGGUACUUCACAGGCGAGGCGACCAUGUCCUGGGAGAGCCACCUGGACGACCUGUCAGCUGUCGGCGACAUCCCCUCAUCCGCGUUCGAGGUUCUGGACACGGGCUGCCUGUGCCUGGACUCGCUGUGCGUGCAGGCCGACUGCGGCGGCGGCGGCGCGGGCGGCUCCGGCCCCGUGGCUGCCGCCUCGCUGCCAGUGUAUGCAGGCGUCAACGACACCGCGCAGCUGCACUUCGAUGGCAACGUUUACAGCACCGGCGACGCCGCCGCUGCCGGCCGCUACGUGGACCGGCGGCUGCUGCCCGCCGGCGCCCCCAACCCUGGCGGCGGCGCGGAGGGGUACGACGGCGGACUGGCGGGCUGGCGUGCGUUCCUGGCUGCUGGCGGGGCCGGCGGCGCCGGGGCCGAGGCCGGCAGUGUGGAGGUGGCGGACGUCGCGCUGGACCCGGUCAGGGACUGGGCGCCGGCGGCUGGCAGCGCCGCACGUGGCGUGGCCGUCGUGCUGAGCUCGGCUCUGGAGGACUACUACGGCAGACCGCGCGGCGUGGUUGGCGACCGCACGGAUGCGGGCGCGGUGCUGUCGGAUGGGGCUGUGCGGCCAGUGCCCUCGCCUCCGCCCUCGCCCUUGGCUUCGCCCAGCCCGUCACCGUCCCCCAAACCUUCGCCGUCUCCCAAACCAUCACCAUCCCCGUCGCCAUCGCGGUCGCCAUCACCGGCGCCUUCGCCCAAGCCGUCUCCCAGGAGGAAGAAGUCGCCCCCACCCGCGUCCUCCUCUCCGGGCUUGAGCCCGGCACCGUGUCCCUCGCCCGCCAAGGGAGGGAGGAAGAAGAGCCCUUGCCCUAGCGGCCCCGGCUCGGCACCAACACCCGCCCCCAGUCCCAGUCCCAAGAAGAGCCCCAGGCCCAAGGGGCGGUGACGCUCGGCUGGCGCUGUGGGAGACUUUUAUCGGAACGUCGUGAUAUAUUUCAAUGUACAGAGGAGAGAUCACUAGGUCAGGAGGAGUACAGCAAGCAAGGAAGGGCGGACUGGACAGUGCGUGGUCAUUAUGAGAAACGUGACUGGCGAGCGAUGGGUGGUCGGGUAGAUAGCAAGGAGCGAGCGCACCUUUAAGUGGUGGUGGUGGCUUCAUGGGCGGAUUCGUGCAAGGGAAUCAACCGUUCGAUGUUGUUCGCCAGGGGUUUACUACAAUAGUGCAGGAGCAUGUCGCCCCCGUCACUCGCUUUGCGCGCGCCUGGGUUUCUGGACUUAACUUUGGACGCUUGGUCUGAAACAGGCAUGUAGUGCGGUCCUCAAGUA